UUUUUUCUUUUAGGUGUUGGAAAAACAACAUUGAUCCAGAAAGCCAGUGAGAUUUUAAAGUCCUCUGCUGUGCCCGUUGAUGGAUUUUAUACAGAAGAAGUCAGACAGGGAGGGAGAAGAAUAGGAUUCGAUGUCGUCACGUUGUCUGGCACCCAGGGGCUCUUAUCUAGAGUUGGGUUAGAGCCUCCACCUGGAAAACGUGAAUGCCGAGUUGGGCAGUAUGUGGUUGAUGUGACUUCUUUUGAACAGUUGGCGCUUCCUGUCUUGAGGAACGCGGCUUCCAGCAGGGGUCCAGGGCAGAGAGUGUGUGUCAUCGAUGAGAUUGGGAAAAUGGAACUCUUCAGUCAGCCUUUCAUUCAAGCUGUUCGUCAGACGCUGUCCACACCAGGGACCGUAAUCCUCGGCACAAUCCCAGUACCUAAAGGAAAACCGCUAGCCCUUGUGGAAGAAAUAAGAAACAGAGAUGACGUGAAGGUGUUUAAUGUCACCAAGGAAAACAGAAACCACCUUCUGUCGGACAUCGUGACGUGUAUUCAGAGCAGCAGGAAGUGAAGACACAUGCGCUCCUGCUUUGCUGCACGUGAGGGAAGUGCCUGGCUCACCAGGAGCCCAACAGGGACCCAGCCUGUGGAGGCUUUGUGCCCUUAGGGUUUUGAAACCCUGUAGGCUUUUCCGGGGAAGCUUGACAGCUGUUUUCCAUAAAAUGUUUAAAAGAUCAAAUUAGCCUUGCCGCCGGACUGACGGAGCAAGAGUAACAAUCCACUGUGGCGUAUUUAUGCUGAAAGAUUUGUUUAUUUCCUCCUGCAGUCGUGCGCAUGAUUUGGGUAAAUGAUGAGAUGAGGAAUGCUUUCCGAGUCAGAUGGAAUUUUCUCCCAUUGAAGUUCAUAAGUAUGUCCAGGGGAAGGGGAGAAGAGAGUUCACUACCUAAUCGGUUUUGCAUGCCAUGAAAAUUAAAGUCCUCUCCAGGUGCAGCUUUAGUCUCAUGUAACUUCAAGUGGUAGCAGUGGUUUGAUUUUUUUAAAUUCUUGCUUAAAAAGAAAACCAGUGUAGGUUCUCUUCCCCCAUCUCUCAUUGUUUGCUCGCUGCUAAUAAAUAGAACAGAAUUCUUGA
Molecule: messenger RNA, 1110 nt
Organism: Carlito syrichta (Philippine tarsier)
Lineage: Eukaryota; Metazoa; Chordata; Mammalia; Primates; Tarsiidae
Gene: NTPCR
Product: nucleoside-triphosphatase, cancer-related
Exons: 4
Molecular function (GO): ribonucleoside triphosphate phosphatase activity
Source: RefSeq, a predicted model, not a curated record